AUGGGGUUCUUCUCCUUCAUGCGAGAUGAGCGCCUCGUCGCUGUCGGCUUCGGCAUAGCGACAGUAAGCUGUAUUGCUGCCAUGCGCGCCAUUCUUGUGCACUCACGCGACAAAGCCGAGAUCCAGCCUGCACAGCCCAAGACGCAAUACAUUACACAAGCCACAGAAGACUCACUCAAGCUGAGCACACUAAACACACUCCUGCAUCAUUAUAAUUUUGCCAUACGCGAUACGACUCUCAGGAUAGUAGCUGGUCGCGCCGUAAAUGACCAGUCAGCCAUCAAUGAUUUGCUUUGGGGUAUCACUCGCCGGGACUAUGAUGAACGGAUGGGAAGCCUACGCGCCCUUACCUUUGCUCUAGAAGACAAUUCCUAUAGGAGUUCGUUGGUACGUGUACUUAAUACUACGAAAGGUUAUAAUGCAAUCGUUCGAUCCUUAGAAUUAAGCCUUGACGAUGUCGAGCAUGAAGUGCUCGACGAUCCCCUCUACGAUGAAUAUCUCCUGCGCGACAUAGGCGAACAACGUUGCCUCUUACUAGUCUCAGUAUUAAUCCACCACCAUGGCGUGGUAAAACUAGUUGAAGCCCAAUUCGUUGAGAAGUGGCUAGCCAAACAGCCAUGGGGCGACACGGACGAGGCGAGACGAAAAAACUUCGCCAUGUAUAUGGAUCGCAAGAAGAAUAGGAUUAGCGACAUAUGCCUGCACCUGAGGGCAUGUAAAGCCGGACGGAAAGCGCUUGUCAAAGCAAAAUUAACUACGAAAUCAAAGAAACCCAAAAGAGACCGAUCUGCAAAUAUCAAGGUUGUCUUGGAGAUUAGUAUGGCAAAUGAGGAGGAUAGUGUCGUUGAGACGUCACAGAUUGAACUCGUACCUCGGGUGAAUGAUCAGAGUGUCGAAGAGCAACGGUUACGUAGACGACACCGAGAAGCCAUGGUCUUGAACGAUGGAACGCAUUCAUUAGGGCGCGGCGAUAUAAUUGAGCGAGAACACGACUCCAAUAGUUGAAAAAUGGCCUCGGCGAUGACAGACGCUCAAUAGCCAUACUAGCGAGAUCAGCCAGGUAGACUUCCCAAUGAGCUGUCGCAGAUUGGUACGGAUAUCACGUUCUACGAUGCUAAAAGCCCUCGCCCCGACAUCGAGAACCCUUCCCUGUACCAGGCAGGCACAAUGCAGGUGGGCAAUAUGGGGGUCUCAAGAUUUUGUAACUGUUAAUGACCAAAGGAUAUGCAUUGUCGACAAUCGCACUAGGCAUUUCACCUCGCCCGCCGUAUACCU
This is a messenger RNA of Xylaria bambusicola, 1275 nucleotides long. RefSeq lists its product as uncharacterized. NCBI's taxonomy places the organism in Eukaryota, Fungi, Ascomycota, Sordariomycetes, Xylariales, Xylariaceae. The transcript is spliced from 2 exons. The coding region runs from base 1 to 1005 and encodes 334 amino acids. The record is from RefSeq and is a predicted model, not a curated record.